This is a messenger RNA of Moneuplotes crassus, 699 nucleotides long. The record is from the annotation of a GenBank genome assembly. NCBI's taxonomy places the organism in Eukaryota, Ciliophora, Spirotrichea, Euplotida, Euplotidae.
GGAUAACCAAGAUUGCAAAAUAUUAUUAAAGUGAUGGAAGAUAUCUUUAACAGAACAUUUCUGAGCAAGAUGAAAAACAUGAUACAGGAUGACAUGAAGAUAGGCAAAGUCACUGCCUCAGUCCCAUUGAUCAUGACACAGCUACUUGACAUCUUCGUUGAAGAUCUCUGAGAGAAAUGAUUUGAGGAAGCCAAAAGAGAGAAUGAAGAAGAUGACAAAAUCCGCAUUAAUUGAGAAACUUUGAAGAAAGUCCUAGAAGAUAAUGAGAAAUUUAAGCCCAUGAGGAGUGCUUUUAUGGAGACCUAUGAAGAAAUAAAAAAAGAAGCUUUAUUGAAAGGCAAUGUGGACUCCGAAGAUGAAGAUGAAAAGAAAAGAAACAAAGACAGAAAGAAGAAAAGUCCAAAAAAGAAGCCUAAGAUCAAGAAGAAUAAAAAAUCGAAGGCAAUUGAAGGUGAAGUUCGGGCAGAUGUCUUCGAUAAUCCCACCACAGAGAUAGCAGAAGAGCUUAUAGGCAAACCUAUUAAGAACACUCUUGAGAAGCUUACUGAGGAACCUACAGAUGUGCCUGCUAAGGAACUUGGUGACAAAAUUACUGUUGACCGGACUGAGGAGCAAUCUGAAGAGCCUAGAAAGGAUCCUAAUAAUGAUUAUUUGCUUGAUCUAGAUGAAGGUACCAAUGAGUAAUUCCUUCAAGGACAC